Lactuca saligna is the source of this 936-nucleotide messenger RNA. Lineage: Eukaryota; Viridiplantae; Streptophyta; Magnoliopsida; Asterales; Asteraceae. The record is from the annotation of a GenBank genome assembly.
AUGGCUUCCGGUGCUCCUAUUCUCCUAAAGCUCCUAUUUUUAUUGUCCGUUUUCAACUUCUCAUUAGCAACCAGGCGACUCACUGAGUUAGUCCACGACUCGUCUCCCCUCAUGCAAUACCACAAUGGAGCCCUCCUAACCGGCGACAUCUCCGUCAACCUUAUUUGGUAUGGCAACUUCAAACCUUCCCAGAAAGCCAUCAUCACCGAUUUCAUCACCUCCCUCUCCUCCACCUCACUCAAAUCCCAGAUCCAACCAUCCGUCGCCACAUGGUGGAAGACGACAGACAAAUACUACUCAAAAACAAAGAAACCCUCCCUCCGACUCGGCAAACAAGUAUCUGACCCGGAUUGCUCACUCGGGAAAUCCUUAACGGACACAAACCUUCUCCAGUUGGCUUCAAAGGGUGAAGCAACCAACGCGGUUAACAUAGUGUUAACUGCAAAUGACGUAGUAGUCGCCGGAUUUUGCUCCGGUACGUGUGGUACCCAUGGCCACUCCUCAUCUACCAUUGUGAAAGGUAAAAGCGACAAGUUUGCUUACAUCUGGGUUGGCAACUCGGUGACUCAGUGUCCUGGUCAAUGCGCGUGGCCAUUCCAUAAACCAAUCUACGGACCACAGGGUGCACCACUGAUCGCACCCAACAACGACGUGGGUGUGGAUGGAAUGGUGAUAAAUCUGGCUACUCUUUUGGCUGGAACUGCUACAAACCCAUUUGGGAAUGGGUAUUAUCAGGGGGAUGCUGGUGCACCAUUAGAAGCUGCAUCUUCUUGUCCGGGGAUAUUCGGUAAAGGGGCGUAUCCAGGGUACGCAGGGGAUGUGUUGGUGGAUCCGACGACUGGUGCAAGUUACAAUGCUGAUGGUGUAAAUGGAAGGAAGUAUUUGCUUCCAGCUUUAUUUGAUCCAUCAACUUCUACAUGCUCUACUUUGGUCUAA